Clarias gariepinus (North African catfish) is the source of this 3472-nucleotide messenger RNA. RefSeq names its product CD2-associated protein (gene cd2ap). Lineage: Eukaryota; Metazoa; Chordata; Actinopteri; Siluriformes; Clariidae. The record is from RefSeq and is a predicted model, not a curated record. The transcript is spliced from 19 exons. Gene Ontology annotation, molecular function: protein binding. The coding region runs from base 287 to 2188 and encodes 633 amino acids.
CGGGAUAACUUCCUGCACUGUACACGUACAGCGCGCGCGCACACACACACACACACACCGCAGGACCCCAGGACUCGGCGCGGAAACACACUCCAAGUCUCCGUGAAGGACAAAAAAACACGAAUGGAUUUAUUUCGCUAAUGUUAACAACAGCACAGAACUCCGCGUUACAUUAACACACACACACACACACACACUCACACACACACACUUACUGCUAGCAUCCAGGCUGCUAGCUAACGUCGGCUUAAAGGACGUGAAGGCGCUCGCGCAUCACAGGGGCAGUAUGGUUGAAGUGGUGGUGGAGUAUGAAUAUGAAGCAGCACAUGAAGAUGAACUGACCCUUCGACUAGGUGAUGUAAUCAAAAAUGUGCGACGAAUAGAGGAGGAAGGAUGGAUGGAGGGAGACCUAAACGGACGAAGAGGUCUUUUCCCAGACAACUUUGUCAAGGAGGUGAAGAAAGAACCGAAAGAGGAAGCAAAAGACGUGAAGGAGGUCAAGGAGGAUGGGCAGCUACAGCGGAGGUCGUCGGGUAACGUGGCCAGUCUGGUGCAGAGAAUCAGCACUUACGGCAUUCCAGCGGGAGGUCUGGGCCUCCAGCCUCGAACAUCCAAAAAGAAACCAGUAAAAAAGCGUCAGUGUAAAGCCCUGUUCGAGUAUCUGCCGCAGAACGAGGACGAGCUCGGGUUGAAGGUUGGCGACAUCAUCGACAUCACUGAGGAGGUGGAGGAAGGCUGGUGGAGUGGGACAAUAAACGGGAAGACUGGCCUCUUCCCCUCCAACUUUGUUAAAGAAAUGGAGACGAGUGAGGACGGCGAGAGUAACGAUGUUCCUGAUGAGCCAGACAGUAAAGAUGAGAUCUCCAGUCCAGCUUCCCCUCACCCUGGAAACGGGGUCAUCACACAGCCUAAAAAGGUGAAAGGCGUCGGGUUUGGCAACAUUUUCCGUGAAGGCUCGGUGAAGCUGAAGCCUCGUCUGUCAUCUGACUCAGAGGAGAAGAAGGACAAACCGAUUCCAUCAUUACCAUCAGGCCCUAAGCCCAGUCUCUUAAACACGGGAGAUGCUCACAAAAUAGAGAAAGAUGGAGACAGCAAAGCUAAAGUAAAAGAAUACUGCAAGGUCAUUUUUAAUUAUGAAGCUACAAACCAGGAUGAACUCGACAUCAAGGAAGGUGACAUUGUGCAUUUAAUAAGCAAGGAUACAGGAGAGCCAGGCUGGUGGAGAGGAGAGGUGAAUGGCAGGGAGGGAGUCUUUCCGGACAACUUUGUGGUGCUGAUCUCAGAUUCAGAGAAAGAGACCCUUUCAUCCAAAAGUUCAAUUAAGCAGACUCCCAGACAAGACCCAGAAGAGAAGUCCAAGAAGCCACAGCCACCCUCCAAAUCUGCAGCACUGAAGCCAGAGGUCCCAAGUGCUGACAAGAAACCCACACAAUUAAGGCCUGAGGAUAAAGUUGACAGGUCUCUGCCAGACAAACCUGCCAAGCCAGUUGCUCCCAUUGUGCCCCCUAAAAAGCCUGUUCCCCCUCCGGGGAAAGGUCUUCUGCGUCCAGUGGCCAUGCAGCCAAAACGACCUGAAAAACCUCUUGCUCCGUCUCCAGCAGUUAAGCACAAUGGGGAGGUGCCUCACCUACGACCAAAGUCGGACUUCGAACCAUCCAUCCCCAGCAAACCAAAAACACUGUCUGGAGAUUGGACUGAGAAGAACUCCACCUCAGACCUUAUGAGUUUUGAUGAUGUGUCCUCUACCUCGGAAAAGCUGUCUCACCCGACUGCAAACAGACCAAAGAUGCCCGGCAGGCGACUCCCAGGACAGUUCGUUGCAGGCCCGCCUCUAAACAAAGACGGCAGCGAGAAAGCUCCAAAAACUGAUGAUGUUUUCGUUCCAAGACCUCAAUCAUCUGAAAUUAACAAGCCUUCCCCUGUAACACCGGUGUCCACAGUGCAGAAGGCGGCGAGCUUCUCCACUCCUGAGCCCAAAGUGAGAGCCGAGGUGCAGGAGGAGAAAAGCAAAGAACUGGAUGAGCUCCGGGCUCAGAUUAAGGAGCUGCUGCUCUCUGUGGAGUUGCUAAAGACGCAGCAAACGAGAGAGCUUGCAGACUUGAGAUCUGAUCUGGAUGAGGAGCGUCUGAAGCGGGUGUCUCUGCAGGUGGAGAUAGAGAAAUUAAAAAAGCACGUACAAUCAACAUAAGGUGGGACUUUCGUGUUGCUGGAAGAGAGCUUUCAUGGCCCAAUGCUGGUCUGCGAGCUGCAGAUAUCAUUCCCUUAAUCCUUUUAGUCACUGACCUACUCCAGAAAUUGUAAGAUUUACAUUUGCACAUGAUGAGCAUUUUUUAUGGUAUGGAACGGUGUAAUUAAGACUGAUGUAUAUGGUUUCUCUUGCUGUCUUUUUCCUUUUUUAUUUGCCAACAACUCUUGAGGCCUUAUUAUGUACUACUGUGCUGGAUAUGCAGGCUCCACGAUCACGUGGGCGAAUUUGCAGUUUAAUACUACUGAAGCUGUAUAAAGUCAUGGAUGGGAUUCUUUAGUUUUCUUAUUUUUAUGUCACGGGGUAGGUUUUUUUUUUUUUUUUUCAUUCUUUCUUUUUUUUCAAGCUGUAAUCUUUCAAUGUUAGUCUCUUCGGAUUAUUAUGGAAUAUAUAUAAAUAUAUAUAUAUAUGUAACCUACUCCGCUGCUGUAGUUACCAGAUCUUCUGUCGCUUUGUCAAGAGAAAGCUUUCCUUUAAUAGUCUACUUAAAACUUUUUCAUCCAGGGUGACACUAUCGUGCCUGUUUUAAAAGUGUUAAUAUUGGAAGCUCAUUUAUUGCUUAGCUUUGCAGCAAGAUAUAUUUUUAUUGCAAGGAAUGGGAAUAUAUACCUACACGUGUGUACAUACACAGGUAGGGAAACAGGAAAAUCUAAAUGAAACAAAGAUAGGGAAACACAUAUCUACAUUUCUAUGUUUCUAAAUGCCCAAACACUGUGGAUGUCCUAUGAGUUAAAUUUCUUAGCAACCACCUUUGUCUUCGGUUGUAGCAAUACAAAGGUCUGCGCAGAUUUACAUAUUGGAUCUAUUUAUGUAACGAAUCAGAUAUUUGUCCUAACAUGUAUAAGUACACUAGAAGUGUACCCUCUCUUCAGGUACCUUUAGUCCUGUAAGAAAGGGUUGUAAGUAUUCCACAUCAGGGAGUGUGUGUGUGUGUGUGUGUGUGUGAGCGUGUGUGUGUGUGUCUCAUUUAAUCCCUACAGCAAUAAAUAAACAUGUCUACAAUGUCCAGUUAAAUUAAAUAAAAUUUCUGUUCUGUGUCUUUUUCCAUCCAGCGUUAACAUGAACAUUAACAUUCCAUAUUUUUAUUUAAAUGUGGGGGAAACAGUUGUGCAGAAUUUCAGCACAGAUUUCCAAGUGAACCUGUUUACAUGAUUUUUGUAACUGAAUUGCAUAACCUGAGAUUUUUUCCAAGCUUAAUAAAUGUCUUUAUGUAUAGAAGUCACACAA